GUCACCGCCCUUCCUCACGUCACACAACCCCCACCCUUUCGGACACAGAGAUGAGCUCUACUCCCUUCGACCCCCACCAUUGAGAAGUGGAAUAUUCCGAGCGCUUGGGCCUGUGUGCUUGGUUUGGUAUGCACACGCUGUCGGAGUGCACCAACUGCACAAACAACAAAGGGAUGCUGGGCCUGUUAAUGCAUAUUUAAGAGAGGGUGGAAGGCAGCAGAACUGUGUUUUCUUCACAACCAGUGUAUGACUACAACAACUAAUGAAAGGAAAAUAUGGAAGACCUAAAACUUCAGAGUAAAUGCUUAAAAAAAGACCUAGGCAGGAGGUGGAAACUUAUGGGUUUAUGUGUUGUCUUCACCUGGUUAAUUCUUGUCCAUCUUCUGGUCAAUGUGUGGCUUCUUCUUUUGCUCUCUGCCUUAAUGGCUGCUGUUGGAGCAUGGCUUGGACCACAGUUCAUACUUGGCAGUGGAACUGCAAUUCACCUUGAGAGGUUUGUUGUGUUAGAAAAAAACUCUCAGUCUGCAGAUACUGAGUUGUUGUUGGACAAAGAGAUUGAACUAACUAUACAGAAGAUAAUUCAGGACUUUGUUUCAUCCUGGUACCGCCGUCUGAGUCGUGAGACCGCAUUUGAAGAUGAGGUGAGAGGAGCAAUGUGGCAACUUGCUAUGGAAUUAAAGAAAAGAUUGAAUGCUACAGAUCGGGAAGAAUUAACAAGAAAGUUGCUAAUUCUUGGGGGCUGCCAUCUUCAGUGCUACAAAUGGGCCAAAGCACGAGUUGAGGAAAUCCAGAAUGAUAAUGAAAGAGAACUAAGACUAUGGGAUGCCUACCAAGAGCUUAGUCCUGCUCACAAAGCUUUGUCCAGCUCAGCAGAUGAGAGCAGUCAUGCUAGAUGGCUAGUUGAUCAUGUGUUAAAAAAGCUUGUUGCAAGCCCACAUUUAGAAAGUCGGACUGGUAAAGAACUGGUUGUAGAACUAAUUGCUUGCAAUGUUGUGAUUCCCUUAGUGGGAAGGAUUUCUGAUCCAGACUGGAUCAAUAUUGUUUUGACCAAUAUAUUCUCUAAAGGACCACUUAAAGUUGAUGUAGAACAAAGUGAGACUUAUCAACCAGUGGUGCCAAAAUCACUACCUUUGGGAAUCAAUCAAGAAAUCUCACCACAAAUAGUAUUAGCAUCACCACAGGCACAAAACAUAUCCAGGUAUGAGAUUAUUGAUAGCUCAGAAAUGGAGCAGGAGAGUGAGUGCUCUGAUGAUUUGGGACUUUGCAAGGACAAGAUGGAUGUUUUCUCAGGGCAUUAUUUGCAGCCCCCAAAUCCCACUAGUCCAUUCUUUCUCUGUGAGGAAUCUGAGCUUGAAUCCCCCUUGUCCGAUUUGGGUCGGGAACUUGAACCUCCUCUAAUGAAUUCAUCUGAUGAUCUACUCUCUGACUGCUGCUUGGACUCACUAACCCCAGCUGAGAGCCCUAUCAUAGCCCAGCAUGAGGAAAGUGGAAGUUUACUGGAAGAGGCAUCUUUUUUAGUCCAAGGUGAAAUGCCAGGCCGUCCAGAUAUUUUUGUUGAGCCUACUGAAUUUACCACUCCACCUAAUGACAGGGAGGGUUCGAGUCCUAUUGAUGCUUCCCCCAUAAUUACAUCCUCCCCAACAGUUCCUUUACAUCCAUUCAGCUUUGUGCCGCUUAACAGCCCUGAUGGCCCUGUAAUUAUUCAAAAUCUCCGCAUCACUGGAACCAUUACAGCAAAGGAACACAGUGGGACAGGAUCUCAUCCAUAUACUCUAUAUACUAUCAAGUAUGACACAGUUUUGGACAGCCAAUCACUCGGCAGUCUUCAGCCAAUGGCAUACCAUACAGUAAACCGCAGGUAUCGUGAGUUCCUCAAUUUACAAACCCGUUUGGAAGAAAGAGCAGAUUUGCGGAAGUUUGUUAAGCAUAUUAAAGGACCAAAGAAAUUUCUUCCAGAAUUGCCAUUUGGGAACAUGGACAGUGAUAAGGUGGAGGCAAGAAAAAGCCUUUUAGAGACUUUUCUAAGGCAAUUAUGUGCUGUGCCCGAAGUUGCCAACAGUGAAGAGGUGCAAGAGUUCCUGGCUCUGAACACUGAUGCCAGAAUAGCUUUUGUGAAGAAGCCAUUUUUUGUUUCACGAAUAGACAAGAUUGUUGUAAAUGCUAUUGUUGACACUUUAAAGACAGCAUUCCCUCGAUCAGAACCUCAGAGUCCCACUGAUGAGCUGAGUGAGAGUGAAGUGGAUGGUAGAUCACAGAAUGAUAAGAAGAGUACCAAAUCACGUCUUCGAUUUCCAUCCAGUAAAAUUGCACCAGUGUUCAACAGCUCAACUGAUGCACAAGAGAAGAUAAUGUAUUGUGUUCGAGAAGGCAGUACGGUUUCAGAGGUAUUAUCAGCAGCAGACAUGGAAUCUUUUAUUCAGAAGCAGGAGAAAUUGCUAAUGGAGAGUGUUACACCCUAUGAGAAGGCAUCCACCAUCAGCAUAUCUGAUAAAAUACCAUAUUCCAUCCAUCAAAGAAAAAAAACAAGUUUAGAAGGUGAUUUAACCACUAUUGCCUUAGAGGUGUUGUGGCUGGCAAUGAGGGAACAAUGGAGUUGGAUGUGCACUGACAACAUGCAGAAACUAACCCAUCUGUUGUGUGGCAGUCUAAUACAGAGGUGGCUAGAGGUACAGGUUGCUAACCUGACCUGCAUGCAGCGCUGGAUCUUAUAUCUUCGACUGCUGCAACAAGCAAUAUGGCCUGGGGGGUCACUUCGCACUCAACCUAGACCUGUUAGAACACAGAAACAAAAAGAUGAAGCUUGUGAGCAGGCCCUUCAAAGCCUUGUCAGCAUUUUACCUGAAUUAGUACAAGAGAUUUUAGGGGUGGAGAAAUGCCGACAUGUCUGGCAGUCAGCGCUGGAUUCUUUGCAGCAUCCUCAGAUUAACAGGCAUUUGAUCUACAGUAUAUGGGACAUACUUCUUGAAAGCUUGACUUUAAAUUCUUCCUCAGACUUGGAUACACUUUCCACAUCAGCUUCUCCCUAGUUGCAUUCCCAAUGAGGCCUAGUAAGAAGGAAUUUAGAACAUAAAAAUCAAGCAGUUUGGGAAGGUAAUAUCUUUCUGUAAAUAUACUCCUUAAUUUCUGCAUAAAAUAACUGAAAACCUCAAGCACAAAGUACUGCUUUGAUCAAGCAAACUGCAGCUUGGAGAGUUUUUAAAACUCCUUAAAAUAAAUAUAUUGGUGUUGACCAUUCAGAUUCUAAAUUAGCUGCGGUGUCUUAACUAUAGGUCCUUGGAUUGAUGUCAUUCCAGGCAGUGCCUCUGGGAUAGUAAGUGGACCUCUGUAUUUCUCAGGUUUGAAAGCCAUCUAAAAGAGACAUUAUUUUGAUUUUUGCAUUUAAUGGUCUUUUGGUUCACUACAGAGUCCACAUCCCUUAAGCUCUCUCUUUUUUUUUUCUACAUGCAGGAUCAAGCAGGAGCACAACAUUUCUCCUGUCCACUUCAAAGGAUGUGAAUUAAAGCUCUGUUUUUUCACAUUAUGUUGUAUUUAAAAGUUGUUGCAAUCUUACCUGCAUAUAUGUUCUCCUUACCAGUCAUGAUUUAAUUGUGAAUGCACUAUAUAAUUGAAUGUGUUUAACUGUGGAAAAAAAGUCUUAAUGUCGUUGAUGUUUUUAAAUGACUACAUGGAGUGGAACUCUCUAAUUAUCACAGAACAUUGUAUUUCCUUUUUUACAUUGCAUUUUUCUCUCAUUUGUCUUCUUUAUCCCCCCUUUGUUCUCUCGCCACUCAUUGGUCAAAAUAUUUGGACAAAUUUUGAUUAAGCAAAUAGCCACAUUUGUACAUAUUUUAUAGAUCUCUGUAUAAUUGCAAGAAAUGUAAAAAUAAGUAUUUGCAUUGGUUUGCAUGUUUAAAAAGAUUAAGCACUUCUUUCACUUUCACACAGAAAACAAAUCAGUGAGCUACAGUAACACAGUGUGACAUGUACAUUACAAUAACAUUCGCUAAAAGAGCCAAAAUUGCUUAUAUUUAAGGAGAACCCCUCACGAUCAGUCUCAUUCCCCUUCUUUUAUUAUUAUUAUUAUUAACAUUUAUUUAUAAAGCGCCAACAUAUUCCGCAGUGCUGUACAAUAAGUGGGUUUCAUACAUUGGACAUACAGAGUAACAUAUAAAGCAAUCAAUAACCAAUACAAGAGGUGAAGAGGGCCCUGCCCAAAAGAGCUUACAAUCUACAAGGAGAAAAGUUUGUAAGAUCUUUUACCUGUUGUAUCGGUUUUUUCUUUUUUUAAUGUAAUCUGUAUGUUCAAUAUAUACACCGAUUUAUUGUACAAAAGUGCAGAAUAUGACAGUGCUUUGUAAAUGUUCGUUAAAGGACAUGUAAACCCUACAUUUCCCUACCAUGAAUUUUUCUCCCCCACCCAAACAGCAUAAUUUCUACUGCAUAUAUCUUUUCCAUUCGCCAGCAAAGUCACAUUUUUUUUUAAAACGGAUAGCAGCUUUCAGCCGGAGCUCAUUUCUCUCAUCAUCAGUGACAUUUACAUCUGCAAACAGCAUACAUGAGUAAAGACCCUUUAAAGUUCAUUCAAUCAAGACUGCUGGCUUACAGAGUUAGAACUUACUCUUGGUUCAACUGAGCACUCUAAUGGUUUAGCUAAGCUCAGGAGAGGAGGUUAAGAGAAAAAAAAAUAGAAUCAAAUAGCGAGAGCAGAGUUUCUGUGGGAACCAGCAAUGCCAUCGUUUCAUUGGGGGCUACACUGAAGGGGGUGUGAUUAGUAAUUUGAGCUAAGAUGAUUCACUGCCUUAUCUUGGAAGUGCUCAGUAGUCAACAGCCAAAGCAAAUUCCUGAGGGAGGGGCCCUAGUGGGUUUGACGAGAAGAAGGAAUCCUUAAGGGGAUGCUGUAGUCUUAUUAUUAAUCUUUAAACAACCGGAUUGUCAGGUGUUUGAAGAUUUCAAAGAGGAUGUUGACAGAUUAAAUUUUUUUGUGUGGGAGUUUACAUGUCCUUUAAUAUUAACAGCUUGAGUGCAAUAUUCAGUGAAUGCAGUUGCAGCUUUGUAGAUUUCCAUAAGAGAUCCUAAGGCAUGUAUUAGGCUGAUGCCACCCCAGGCGUAUGGCGUAUAUUUUCGGCAAGCUGAAAAAUGAUUGCUGAAAAUAUGUGCCAUAUGCACCAUAUGUCCCCUACCUGUGCCUGCACCAGAAUGAAUGAGAUGCGCUCGGGUGCAGGCACAUGUAGCCGAUAUCAGCAUAAAAAGAUAAUGCAAAGUCUCGCGUUUCUAUACGUAUUUCAGCUACAUGUGUCUGCACCCGAGCUUAUUUCAUUCAUUCGGGUGCAGGCGGCUAUAUAAGUGCUAAAUAUAACAUAAUUUCCCAGACUAAAUAAAAAAUAAAUGCAGCCAGACACUACUGCAUAAUUUGAUAAAUUAUUAUAUUUAUUUAUAUACUAUGUUUAAUGCAAAACAAUUUUUGCAAAAUAUUUGGUAAUCUAAACUCAUAAUCAGAGAAAAGUAUUUUUCAUCAUUGCUGUAUGAAUUACAUGUACAGUGUCUUUUGCAGGGCAUUUUAUGGCUUUAGAAGUUAGUCUCUUGACCAGUUGUUUUUAAUUAUUUUGGGACUGACAAUUAGGUGUUAAGGCAGUGACCCCAACCAGUGGCUCAUGAGCAACAUGUUGCUCACCAUCUCCUUAGAUGUUGCUCCUGGUGACCACAAUGCAGGUGCAAAUUUUUAAUUUCCUGCCAUGGUGGCAGGUUUUAGGUGCAUAAAAACCAGAUGUACUGCCAAACAGGGCCUCCUGUAGGUUGCUUGUCCACAUAGGGGCUACCAAAUAACUUAUAACAGCCUUUAUUUGGCACUCUUUUUACAUUGGAAUGUGGCUCACGGGUAAAAAAGAUUGAGGAUCCCUGUUUUAAGGAAUGCCUGCAUUAAUUAAUCAGUUAGUUUAUCAAUAUAUUUACAGUGUUGUUUUCUACCAAUUGUUUUCUCUUGUCUGCUCUUGCUCCAGGAACACAUCUAAAGAAUACCAAUAAUAAAUGGACAACAAUUUAAAAUUCAUAGUUUUUGAAGACUUGAACACCAUUUCAACUGAAAGGCAAUGCAUACAUACUCACAAAGGAUAUUUCUGGAUAUUGAAGUUCCAUGUUUUUUAGCCAUCAUACUUUUAGAAUACAGUAUUAUUUAACUAAUGUUUUGUUCUUGAUGUACCACAAAUGUAUGCUAGUAUUGAUUUACUUGACCAUGCCAGACAUUUGCUCCAGAAAUUUGCCUUUGUGCAAGUGAAUAGAUGUGUAUAUAAAUGUAAAUGUAAAAGUGUGGCAUAUGGCAGUAGAUGUGACAUUGCUUGAAUAAGUGAAUAAAUUGUCAAUAUAAAAUAAUAAUGUUUUUAGAUUUCA
Molecule: messenger RNA, 6363 nt
Organism: Xenopus tropicalis (tropical clawed frog)
Lineage: Eukaryota; Metazoa; Chordata; Amphibia; Anura; Pipidae
Gene: snx19
Product: sorting nexin 19
Exons: 13
Coding region: 276-3026 (916 amino acids)
Molecular function (GO): phosphatidylinositol binding
Source: RefSeq, a predicted model, not a curated record